AUGGAUCUGCCAUCAAACCAAAAUCGACAUGUCUCAUCCGUUGAUAAUAAUAAUGAACGAGCAAGAAAAAAUAAUGUCAAUAGAAAUUCAACUCCUUUCUAUGCUUCAAAAUGGUUUGCAAUUAUUAUGAUUGUUAUCGCAAUCGGCUUAUUAGCUGUUUCUAUAGCUUUGGCUAUCGCGCUUGCAAUAAAAUCUAAAUCAACAAACGGAUCAACAUAUGCAACUUCCACGCCUACGACUGGAUCAGCAUCUGCAAGUAACGCGCCUACGACUGGACCAACAUCUACAAGUAACGCGCCUACGACUGGAACAACUGUGUUAGCCUCUCAGUCAUUCGUUUUGAAAUGCGAUCCAGUCAUAUCAACUAACACAAAGAAUCAAGCUGAAACACGUGAUGAUACGACUCAACAAACAAAAAUGAAAUUACCAGUGGCUUCAUCGAGAGUUGGCGAUAAUAUUUUGUUAAAAAAUACCUAUAUCGUUGAGUUUCCGGCUGAUGUUGAUGUGAAAAACCAUUUUGUAAGAGUUACUACCUCUCUAAAAGCAUCCAAUCAAAUCGUUGAAUCAGAAAUCGUACUACGACAUGUGAUUAGUUCAUCAAUAUUCAAUGGAGCUUCUUUUUCUACCACUACAAAUGACUCAAUCGAAGCAGCUCAACUAAUAGAAAAUGCUAUUAACAUCCAUCCAGUUUAUCUUGUUCCUGGUCCACGUCUUCUGAAGAGUACAUUCUCUUCUGAUAGAUCGAUUAAUACUGCUCAAUAUUUGAUCAAUGCAUUUGAUUUAACAGGUGUUAAUCAAGUUCACAGUCAGUUUCAGAAUACUGGCAAAGGUGUUCGAGUGGCUGUUAUUGACACAGGUGUUGAUUAUGCACAUCCAGCUCUUGGAGGUUGUUUUGGAACAGGCUGUAAAGUGGCAUUUGGCUACGAUUUUGCUGGAGACCAAUUUAGCAGCAGUAAUCCAAUACCAGUGCCUGACAAUGAUCCCAUAGAUAACUGUAGUUCUUCUUCACAUGGGACGCAUGUUGCUGGAAUUGUUGGUGCAAAUAUCAAUGGAAUCAAUCAAACAUACUUUAUUCCUUCUGUACCUUUCAGUGGUGUUGCCCCUGAUGUUACUCUUGGUGCAUAUCGUGUGUUCGGAUGUCCUGCUGAUAUGACUACUACAGAUUUGGUUACUGCAGCACUCUAUCGUGCUUAUGAUGACAAGGCUGAUAUAAUAACUAUAUCUAUCGGUGGAGCUGCUGCUUAUACAGAAGAUCCGCGCACAAUAGCUAUUCAACGAAUAACCAAUAUGGGAGUAUAUGUGACAGUUGCACUUGGUAAUGAAGGAGAGGGUGGUCUAGAAACUGUCAAUAUGCCAGGUGCUGCACCCGAUGCAAUGGCCAUUGGUUCAGCAGACAGCACAUACACAUUACGAUAUUAUAUCAUCGCACCUGACGGUUCUAUGAUAUUUUAUGAUCCAGGAACUGCCUUUGAUCCAAACGGAGGAGUAAAUAAUGGAUGUGCCACAUCAAACCCAUCAAUGAACGGUACCGUGGUUUUAUUUACUUAUACCACUGAAGACAUAUGUAGUGUCGGUUAUCGAUGUAACCUAGCAUUUGAAGUUGGAGCACGAGGGUGUCUUAUCUACAGCCUUGGUCUUACUACAGAAGGAUCAUACUUUAUUCCAACGGGUAGUAUCAGUCUAGCAGAUGGUCAGCGUAUCAUUAGCACAGUGGCUGCUAAUCCUUCUGCUAUUUAUACAUUUACUAAUUUGUUCGGGCUUAGUUCGAUAAGUACUGCUGGAACACCUAGCGCAUUCUCAUCGCUUGGACUCACGGGUGAUUUAUUAAUUAAACCACAGAUAACAGGUAUCGGUGGAAUGGUUUAUUCAACAAUUUCGGUCUCUGCUGCCGUCCAGAAUUCGUUACCGAAACCAUAUAUGAUUUCGUCUGGUACAAGUAUGGCAACUCCUUACGUCGCCGGGACUCUGGCACUUUUUUUAGCAAGUAUUGGUAAUCCUGCUCCAUAUACAGUUAGCGGCUAUGCACAAAAUGGACAAUGUCGUCCUACGUUCUCUUUAGUUAAGAAUAUAUUUCAAUCAACUGCCAAUGCAAUUCAAAUCUAUAAUUCUAUUGUUUUCGCUACUUCUGCAAUGCAAGGUGCUGGUUUGGUAAAUGUUUAUCAAGCCAUUACUGCUGGAACGAUAUUUUCACCAAGUGAACUUGCAUUGAAUGACACAGUGAGACGAGCAACAUCAUAUCGAGUCAGUGUUAUUAACAUUGGUAAUCAAACAGCGAUAUAUACAAUGAGUCAUAGUGGAGCUGCAUUAGCAACUGGAAAAGCAACAGGCGAUGAUCAACUUUUGGCACAACCAGUAUACACAGCAGAUUAUGCUGAUGUUAUUAUCAAUCCAGUUCAAUUUACGCUUCAACCUGGUUAUUCACGUGAGAUCACUCUUCAAUUUGGAGAACCUACAAAUGCAGAUCCAAAUCUUCUUCCUGUCUUUUCUGGUUUCAUUUAUGCCACUAAUCAAGUCAAUGGAGAAGUUACUCAUCUGUUCUAUGCUGGUAUGGUGGGUGAUUACGGAAAUGCAGGUAUUUUCGUUCGAAACACGACAUCAGGUGUUAUAACAGGAAUUCAAAAAUCAGAUGGUACAUAUGUAUCCGAUGGAGAAUUGCCCUCUUUGAAUGCUACAACAGGGAUAACUAUUCAAAUAGUUCUAGCAUGGUCAACACGUGUGGUUAUCGUACAAAUUAUUCCAGCAAAUGGAACUGUUCUCGUUGGAUUGAAUGUCAGUUCUGCCGUCAUGUUCACUGAUACCGACGAGUCGGAAGCGGUUAUCGUUGAUCCACCGAGAAAUGCAGCUGCCGGUGUAGGCACAAGUUUUGCGGAAUCAUAUCCAGCAGUAUGGAAUGGUAAAGUUGUUUUGAAUAGUGUGAAUGGAAAUGCUUCAGUUACGACAAUGCGUAAUCUCAAUCCCGGUACAUAUCGAAUCCAAUUUUCAGCUCUCAAACAUUUUGGAAAUCCAUCAAAUGAUAAUGAUUUUGAAGUUUUCAAUUCACCAGCGUUUAAAUUAGUAUUCUGA
Adineta steineri is the source of this 3063-nucleotide messenger RNA. Lineage: Eukaryota; Metazoa; Rotifera; Eurotatoria; Adinetida; Adinetidae. The record is from the annotation of a GenBank genome assembly.